AUGGAACCUCCACAACCAAAGGAGGAUGACUUCGCAUACUGGAAAUACCACCCAUCAGGAAGGUAUACAGUUAAAUCAGGUUAUUACUAUCUGUCAAAGAAUGUUGGGUUAGAAGAGUCAAGCUUUGUGGCAAGGGACCAGCUUUUCGUCAAAUUGAUAUGGCGAAUGCAGAUCCAACCAAAAUGGAAGUGGUUUCUAUGGAGGCUAUUCCAUGAUGGGAUUGCAGUGAAGACUAACCUGGCUAGGAGGGGCGUUCCAACCGAUACGGUAUUUGAUUACUGUAGGAAUGGAGAUGAGGACAACCAAAAUUUAUUUAGAUUUUGUAUUCAGGCAAGAGAUAUCUGGGAUAACAGCUCCCUGAAUAUUUUCCAUGACUCUACUGAUUCUUCUUCAUUACGGAGAUGGAUUCAGCAUCAUAUCCUGCUUUUUCAUAGCGAGGAUGGGAGACUUGGGAAUAAGUAUGUUUUGUUUAUAGCUACCUUGUGGGGUCUGUGGAACUCAAGAAAUGAAAGAUGUUUCAGAGGAAUGGUGGGGACUACGAGCCGGGUGAGAGAAAUCAUAAACCUGGCUUUAAAGGACCAUGAGAUUUUUCUGAACCAAGAUUCUAUGAUUUCUGAGCAUGAAGGUACGAAUGAAGGGAAUAGUAGUUGGCCUCCGGGGUUCUUUCACGUCCAACUAGGUAAGGAAAAGAAAGGGUUCGAUGGCUUCAUUGUGGAAGUAGAUGGUUCCUGGGAUAAAAAUACUACGAGGGCAGGAAUUGGAUGGGUCGUUAAGGCUGAUAACCAUGCUCUAGGGCGGGAGGAAGGUGGAAAAUAG
Molecule: messenger RNA, 816 nt
Organism: Chenopodium quinoa (quinoa)
Lineage: Eukaryota; Viridiplantae; Streptophyta; Magnoliopsida; Caryophyllales; Amaranthaceae
Exons: 1
Coding region: 1-816 (271 amino acids)
Source: RefSeq, a predicted model, not a curated record